GUCACACGCAGCAGUCUGGUCGGGUUCUCUGUGGUGCGCACGGUUGUUUAAGCGGUGCAUUUCCUCCUUUAUCUGUGGUAUUUAAUCAACUAAAGGCCAACAAAAUCACAAGUUGCGCUUGUGUGCGUGCGUGUGUGUGUGUGUGAGUGUGUAAAAAGAGUAAAGCAGAAGCGGCAAUAACAACGACUAACCACAACGAGAGAGCGCAACUCUGUUUCUGCUUGCAGAUGUGGAAAUAACUAGCCGAAAAUAUAAUAAGAAAGCAAUAAGACAACGAAAACUGCCUUGCUGGCUUAGCGGAUUUACCAUCGUCGACGUCGUCAACGUUGUUACAAAAAUACAAAAAAAAAGAAAGCAUGGAAGUUCAAACGGUAAACAAUCUGCACAGCACCGCCGCUCUGUUGUCCUCACUGCAAGGUGGCAACAGCGCCAACAGUCCGAAUGCCACGCCCAAGAAGAGCGCCGCCGCCAAUGCCGGCGCUGGCUCGGCCAAGAAUUCCUCAACAGAAGUCGCCAUCCUCGAGCAGCUCAAUAAGAAGCAGCAGCACCUCGACCAACAGGAACAGUUGCAAGCAGCCGAACACAGUCACGACUGCGACAGUCCGGCCAGCUCCAAUUCGGAACUAGAUAAGAAUUUUCAUGAGCUGCGCGACAUGAAUGGCUCGCUCGCUGGUAGUGGCAGCGUUGGCAAAUCGAAUGGCUCCCUUAGCGGUGCCUCUUCCACCAAUUCGGCGCCUCCGGGCGCUAGUGGACGCAACGACGGUGGGGGAGAUUGUAUUGGCAACAUCAGCGCAAAUGAGCCAGCAACGAAUGGCAACGCUUUGCCAGCGGGUGCUGCUGGUGCGGCACAUUUGAAGAAACGCAUCUCAAGCAGCCGAACGCCCACACGCAAGGCGCAUCGCAUCAAGUUCUAUCGCAACGGCGAUCGCUUCUAUCCAGGCAUUACCAUACCCGUCUCCAAUGAGCGCUAUCGCUCCUUUGAAAGCCUGUACGAGGACCUGACACGUCUGCUCGAGGAGAACGUCAAGAUACCAGGUGCUGUGCGCGCCAUCUACAACAUGGGCGGCAAAAAGAUCACUGCUCUGGAUGAACUUGAGGACGGCCAGAGCUACGUUUGUUCCUGCAAUAAUGAGAAUUUCAAGAAAGUAGAAUACAAUACCAGUUCACAGCCGUUGGCCAAUCUGACGCUGGCGAACAACAGUCGGUCCACGAAUCAUCGUUUGGCCAAGCUGCAACGCCCCGCUUCGCCGCUAAAGAAUGGAGCCUUGAUCAGCAGCACGGGCAGCAACAAUGCGCCUGCGUCUAAUGGUGGGGCAGGCGCCACAAAUGGCAGUCCGCUGAACAGCUCCCGGUUCAAUGAGCGGAAUAGUAUUGUCCAUCCGAAAAUUGUGACACUGAUAAGGAACGGCACGAAGCCGCGUCGGAUAAUGCGGCUGCUCUUGAAUAAGCGCAACAGUCCCAGCUUCGAGCAUGUGCUGACCGCUAUCACACAGGUAGUGCGACUAGAUACUGGCUAUGUGCGCAAGGUGUUCACCUUGUCGGGAGCAUCGGUGGCACAGCUGGCCGAUUUCUUCGGGCCGGAGGAUGUGUUUUUCGCCUAUGGCACGGAGCGUGUAAAUACCGCCGAGGACUUUAAGCUGGAAGCAGAUGAGCAGCGAGCUAUCAAUGCCAUACGAAAGACACUGCGCACGGCAGGCACCACAUGCAAGGGACCCAAGCCCAAGAUGCCGGUCAAAAGCAAAAAGGUGUAUCCGGCCGAGGCGGCAGGGACACGCGAAGCGGGCGAAUCAGCCGCCACAGAGGAGGACGAGCAGGCGACGCUACUUAAGAAUACGGGCGUUGAAAUUGGCGAUCUGCCCGUCACCAUACGAGACAACUAUACGCUGGGCAAGAUGAUCGGUGAUGGCAACUUUGCCAUUGUGCUAAAGAUCAAAGAUCGACAGACGGGCUUGCCCUACGCCCUCAAGAUCAUUGAUAAAAGCAAGUGCAAGGGCAAAGAGCACUACAUCGAUGCCGAGGUGCGUGUCAUGAAGAAGCUCGAGCAUCCGCAUAUCAUAUCGCUCAUCAUGGAUGUCGAUCAGCAAACAAACAUGUACCUGGUCCUCGAGUACGUCAGUGGUGGAGAUCUAUUCGACGCUAUCACACAGGUCACACGCUUCUCGGAAAGCCAAUCACGCAUUAUGAUCCGACAUUUAGGCUCAGCCAUGUCCUAUUUACAUUCCAUGAGCAUUGUGCAUAGGGAUAUAAAGCCGGAAAAUCUUCUGGUCGAACUAGACGAGUAUGGCAAUGUUGUGCAACUUAAACUGGCCGACUUUGGAUUAGCCUGCGAGGUAACCGAGCCGCUGUUCGCUGUAUGCGGCACGCCCACCUAUGUGUCGCCCGAAAUAUUGCUGGAAGUGGGUUACGGUUUAAAGAUUGACGUUUGGGCUGCUGGCAUCAUAUUGUAUAUAUUGCUCUGCGGUUUUCCGCCUUUUGUUGCACCUGAUAAUCAGCAGGAACCGCUGUUUGAUGCCAUCAUCUCGGGCGUAUAUGAAUUCCCCGAUCCCUACUGGUCGGACAUCGGUGAUGGUGUGCGCGAUCUAAUCGCCAAUAUGCUGCAGUCGGACCCGGAUGUUCGCUUCACCAGCGAAGAUAUCCUCGAUCAUUAUUGGACAAUGGGCAAUGAGGAUAACGGUUGCAGCGGCGGUGUCGAUGGUGGCGAGUUUAGUAGAUGAAUCAUGGCCGUUUGGGGUGUGUAAGCAGUCUAGUUACACCUCAGCAGCCGUCAUCUAGUAGUUUUUGUAUUAUGUAAUUUAGCGCUAUUAUAUAGGCCUUAAUUUAUUAUUUAUACAUAUUAACACAUAAACUACACACAUUGCCGUUAAGAAAGAAUAGCAACAUAAAACAACAACAGCUGCAACAGAAAUAGAGAUCAUAAUAAUAACACUGUGACGGGCGCUGAAUGAUGUUGCGGACAGUUUUCUGAAAUUCCAAUUUCCAAACCGUUUACGGUUCGCUACUUUAUUUUCUUUUAACGCAUAUAUAUUUUUUAAAGAAAGGUACAUAUACAUACAUACAUACA
Molecule: messenger RNA, 3061 nt
Organism: Drosophila hydei
Lineage: Eukaryota; Metazoa; Arthropoda; Insecta; Diptera; Drosophilidae
Product: serine/threonine-protein kinase GA29083
Exons: 7
Coding region: 357-2714 (785 amino acids)
Biological process (GO): protein phosphorylation; intracellular signal transduction
Molecular function (GO): ATP binding; protein kinase activity
Source: RefSeq, a predicted model, not a curated record